AUGAGUUUAAUUCUGAAUUUAAAUAGAGAGCAUAAGGAAGAACUUAAGGAAGAACUUAAAGAGCAUAAGAAAGAACUUUUGAAUUUAACAGAAAGCAAGAAUGAAAGUUUUUUGAGUUUAAAGAAUGAAUUUAAUGAGGCCAAAAAUUUAGCAGAAACCAGGGCACAACAUCUAUUGCAAACGGAGCAUAUAGUUAACAUAAGGGGUGCCUUGAAAUUUGUUUGUGCACAGAUUUUGAAAAAAGAUAAGUCGAUCGUCUUUACAGAACCCGUAGAUAAGGCUCUGAUGCGCUUAUUCCAAGAUGAAGAUUUUAAAGAAAGCGUGUGA
Messenger RNA from Dentiscutata erythropus, 327 nucleotides. The record is from the annotation of a GenBank genome assembly. Lineage: Eukaryota; Fungi; Glomeromycota; Glomeromycetes; Diversisporales; Gigasporaceae.